GGAAACAGCUGCUCGGUGUCCGGUGUUUUACCGAGAGCUGACUCCGGGACUUUCACUUUCGCUUCAGCUCGACUUCUGUUCAUGUGACUUCUGAUCAGUUCAGUCCAGAUCUGCUCCAGAAUCAGGAAGCGUUGAGUUUUAGAUACUUUCGAUUUCGUCUGAAUUAUGUCUCAAACCGAGAACAGAGCGAACGGCGAGCUUCUUGAAGACAUGAGCAACGCCGAGGAGCAAAUCAAGAAAUACAAGGAUCUCGUUGAGUCUGCAGACAACGGGAGAUCCAGGCUGCUGCUGGAAAAGGCCGAAGCAGAGACCGAAAAGAGAAAAGCCGAGACAGAGCUUCAGAGCUUCAUGGACGAUGAAGAAAGGAGUUUUAAAAAGUUUAAUAUAGAUCUUCAAGAAGUGCAUGAGGAGAUGAAGAGUCUGGAUCGAGUGAACCAGGAUCUGAAGAGAGAACUUUAUGAUCUUAAGAAGAAGCUCCAGCUCAAGAGAGAAGAAAGUGAUUCUCUGCAGCGCAAAUUCAAGAUAGAAGCCAGAAUCCCGAUGAAGCCGGUGAAGUUUGAGCGUGUUCUGGACAGAGAGGAGUGUGAUGAAGAUGAUGAUGAUGAUGAUGGUGAUCAGGUGCGGUCUGUGUUCACCGUCACCCAAAGACCCUCGUUUCUGCUGAAAGGAGGCCAGGCGCUCAUCACCUUCGAGGAGGAGAAGGUGGCGGAGCAGAUCCUUCGACUGGCCAAGUGCUCGGUGGCCUGCGACAAAGCCAAGAUGGACGUGAAGCCGUACGCUUUAUCCCUGGAUCCCUCCGUCAAGUUUGAGGUCCAUAUCCAGGUGUCAAAGAAGAGCAUCAGGUUCUCUAAAGCCCCGCCCACUUUACCUGAGGAGCGAAUGAGAGACCGGCUGGAGCUGUCCUUCUCCAGAGUGAGUCGUGGUGGAGGAGAGGUGGAGAAGCUGGAGUACCACAGGGAUACGGGCUCGGGCCGCGUCACGUUCCUCAACACCGGAGUCGCAGAGAAUCUGGUUCAGCGAGGAUCGUUUCGUGUGGACACCGGCAGCGACGCAGCGGUGCUGGAGCUUCUUCCUCUGUACGACUAUAAGCUCAGGAAGUUUCAGACGUACUCGGGCGCUCCGACUCGCACCGUGCUGCUGGGAGGAAUCCAGCCGCUGAUGGAUGAAGAAGACCUCCAGGAUCAUCUGGAGAUACACUUCCAGAAGCCCAGCAACUACGGAGGAGAAGUGGAGAACAUCAGAUACGUUCCUGAAGGAGAUCAGCUGAUGGCUUUCUUCAGCGAGGACAUCCCAGAAAAGGAAGAUUGAGGGUCCUAUAAAAACCAGGGUUUUCUUAGAAUCUGUGAUAUAUAUAUCUUUGGGAUUUCCCUUUGGAUUAUAUCAAGCCUAUCUCCUCACUGUCUUUAACAAUAUGACAAAACUGAGCAUCAUAAAAUAUGAUUGUAAUUAAAGCAGAUGUAGGUUAAAUGUAUUUAAAUGAGAAUCAGAUUGAUAUUUUGUUCAAACAUAAACUGCUCCGUCUUAAAUUUGUGAUGUACAGAUGCUAUAUUAAAAGAAAGUGCAUUCUAAUGUCAUCUGCAAUGGAUUGCUUCUAAAACUCACUCAGUUUUGAGUGAACUGCAUGAACUGAAAGUCUUCAGAUAAAGUCAGAUCCAGUCUGGGUAUUUCUAUAGUGCUUUUUUAGCUUGUUUUUAUAUAGGGCACAAUACAGAUUGUGUCGAAGCAGCUUUACAGUAAUAAAGUAGCGUGUCGUAAUAUUGUGGACAAAUAAAGACACGGCUGGAAAUGA
Molecule: messenger RNA, 1789 nt
Organism: Puntigrus tetrazona (Sumatra barb)
Lineage: Eukaryota; Metazoa; Chordata; Actinopteri; Cypriniformes; Cyprinidae
Product: N-myc-interactor-like
Exons: 10
Coding region: 166-1308 (380 amino acids)
Cellular component (GO): cytoplasm
Source: RefSeq, a predicted model, not a curated record